Amaranthus tricolor (Joseph's coat) is the source of this 976-nucleotide messenger RNA. RefSeq lists its product as uncharacterized. Gene Ontology annotation, molecular function: metal ion binding. The record is from RefSeq and is a predicted model, not a curated record. The coding region runs from base 460 to 801 and encodes 113 amino acids. The transcript is spliced from 5 exons. Lineage: Eukaryota; Viridiplantae; Streptophyta; Magnoliopsida; Caryophyllales; Amaranthaceae.
ACAAACGACACUGAAAGGGACAAUCUGCUCUGUUGAUGGAUAUGAAUACUUUUCAACUCCUUAUUCUAGAUGGCCUCGUCAUUAAGAAGUGUUCAUAAAGCUUGUGUGCUAACCUUAAUUGCAGAUGGCUGUAUUUGUGCAACAUUAAAUCACUGUCUCUACUUUUUCAAUUGCUCCGAAUUCAGAAACUAUGUUAUUAUUUACCCAGAGCGGCUGGUAAACCUCCGAAUCCACUAGAAGUCAAAAGAGGACGGGGUGAAGGCUGUAGGUUCAGCUACGGCGUUUGUCUCUAUCAAAUUUAGGUGGGAUGCAUGAAGAUGAAAGCCUGGAGUUACACUGCUUAGUGGGAUUUUAAAAUUAUGAAGUGGUGAUGAGAUAGGACAGCUCUGAAGCUUUUUAUUCUUUGACAUCUUCCUUUGUCUUUGCCUUAUAUAAAAAUCGUGAUCGUUCAUUUUAUCUAUGUUGUUAGACAAGUAUAUGGCUAUGAAGAAUUGUAGUUCCGAGCAUCACCUUACACAGAGAACUGUAAAGAAGGACAAGAAAAGGGUGUGCAACGACGCGGUUGACUUGGAAACUGCAAAAACCCAACGUCUUGCAUCUGCUGAAGAUCUGUCAAUCCCUUCUUUUCAGGUCAUAGUAAUGAGUGCAAAUAUGGGGUGCAGCUCCUGCCGUGACAAAGUGUUCAGAGUUUUGUCAAAAAUGACUGGGUUUAAAGAAUACACAGUGGACGUACGUAAGAAGCAGGUGAUUAUCAAAGGUGAUGUUAGUUUUUUGUGGAGCACAAAAGAUGAAGCUUCUUGAAAAUUCCUGACUUGUAUCUAUUUAUUAGUUUCUGGCAAAAAGGACUAAUGAAUUCUUAGUCUUCUCUAGUUCGCUACUUCUCUGUUUGAUCCAUUACUUUCUCAAUUACCUAUUCUAAGAUUUUGACACCUAUUUUAGAAUAAAAAAUAAAAUAGCAAAAUUCUCCUUUUCUCUA